Penicillium daleae is the source of this 591-nucleotide messenger RNA. RefSeq lists its product as uncharacterized. The transcript has a single exon. Lineage: Eukaryota; Fungi; Ascomycota; Eurotiomycetes; Eurotiales; Aspergillaceae. The record is from RefSeq and is a predicted model, not a curated record. Bases 1 to 591 code for a protein of 196 amino acids.
AUGCCGCCAACCCCAAUUAACCGGAAUCUUGGCAACUCCAUUCACCCAGGACUGGAUGAGACGGACCUGCCGAAAACUUGGAUAGCCUCCAACGACUACUUCCACCAUUUGGCCAUUUCCGUGCCGGUCUCAGAAGAUUACACGCUAUUACAAGCCGACACUCCCUCACGAUCCAGGUUUAUACAGCCCCACGCGGGCCAAAAUGAUAUAAUACGUGCCGUUCCUCCAAACUGGACUUCUCAGACUCAAACUUUAUGGCAUCAAGACCCCGAAGACUGGACACAGCUGAACCACAAUGUAGGCAUCCUGGAUACCCCCGGACGGACCAAGGCCCCAAGUUCCCAUAGGAUGGAAAAUGGUGCCGUGAACCCCUACCCUGCUUAUCUAGACAUAACUGUAUUUGAAGAUCAAAUGGAACUAAGUCUAACCACGUCUGAAAUCAAACAGUGCGAACAGAUGACAUCGCAGCCUCGGUCACACCGCCAGGUUGACCCGGUUGAUGAGAUUCGUGAUUUUACCAAUGGCAGGCAUGCUCAACCUAGCUGUCAGGGGUCAAAACCCCAGUAUGUUUGCCCCAAGCCAAAAGUAUGA